This is a messenger RNA of Thermochaetoides thermophila DSM 1495, 744 nucleotides long. RefSeq lists its product as uncharacterized. Lineage: Eukaryota; Fungi; Ascomycota; Sordariomycetes; Sordariales; Chaetomiaceae. The transcript has a single exon. The record is from RefSeq and is a predicted model, not a curated record. The coding region runs from base 1 to 744 and encodes 247 amino acids.
AUGUUUUACUUGCCGGAAGAAGAAGCGGACCGCCUCUGCCGGGAAGCUGGUGUUGUGCCCCCGUCACCUCCAGCCUAUGAUGUUGCCCAGACCAAGGGCAAACGAAAGGCCGGAGAUGAAUCCGUAGGAGUGGAUCUCCUAGAUUCAGAGGACGAGACAGCUCUGAUAGAGUUGACCAAGGCCACCGAGGAGGCUUGGAAUACCCCUAGGCAUCCUCGGCCUAGCAUUCUGUAUAACAACCUGCCCACACCCAAUACAUCGACCACAAGACAGCCUAAUACAAAACGAAUCAAGACGUUCCAUGAGCAGGCUCUGCCAUCUACUCCGACGCCAAUCCGCAGCCGUGAUCCAUUGUUGCCUGCCCAACACCAAGUACGUGCCAGUCCCCGACCCGAAGAUGAUGAUGCUGCGAUUACCUUUGAGAUACUGCAGGACCUCAAGCCAAGCAUCCAACGAAUUGACCCUGGGGUGCUGGAGAAGAUCCGCUUUCGUCUCAACCAGUUUGAGGCAAAACAGAACGGAAUUAAGAAGAGUUUGGCUUGGGCGAGAGACGCCGUGAAGAUGAGAGACAGGCAGAUAAACGGGCUCAAGCUUGACAAUGGCAGGUUACUAGAAGAAAAUUUGAGACUAAGGGACCAAUAUUUGGGGUUGCGAGAAGAAGUUGACCGGUUAAGGAAGGAUAGAGAGGUGCUAGAAGCCUUGAAGCGCUCCUAUCCAAGUAUUGUAAGGGAGUUGGGUGGUUAA